UAUAUGUCAUAGAAUAUAGUUUCAUUUACCUUAAUACUAAAUCAAAAUCUCAUCCAAACAUUAAAUUUCUCAGACUCAGAGACAGACAUAAUAUGGCAACUGGAAUUAUGGAGGUCAUGCUAGUGAAUGCCAAGGGUCUUGGAGACACUGAUUUUAUUGGUGACAUGGAUCCUUAUGUGCUGAUUCAAUACAAAGGCCAAGAGCGCAAGAGCACUGUAGCCCGAGGACAAGGCAGUAGCCCAUCAUGGAACGAAAAAUUCAGCUUUAGAGCAGAUUAUCCAGGUUCUGGAGAUAACUUCAAGCUCAUCUUCAAAAUCAUGGACAAGGACACUUUUUCCACUGAUGAUUACAUCGGCCAAGCUAUGAUCCAUGUUAAGGAUUUAUUGGCUCUUGGAGCUGAGAAAGGAAAUGCUCAAUUACAUGCUAGCAAAUACCGAGUAGUUGACGCUGACCAAAAAUAUCGAGGAGAGAUUCAAGUUGGUGUAACUUUCACACGCAAGGAAGAGCAUGACAAUGGAGUGAAGUAUGGAGGAUGGAAAGAAAGCAAUUUCUAGUUUUUCUUUAUUAUGUUGUUCUAAAGUCCAAACAGAAAGAUUUGAGUUUUUUUUUUCUGUAUUCUUUUAUUUAUUUAUUUAUGCCUUUGUCGUAGGUUCUCUUUGUAAUUAGUUUCAAGAAUGAUCCUUGUAAUUAAAAUUCUAAUUCUAAUUGUAAUGGUAGUGGUUAAAAUGAAUUAAAUUUCUUUUUCAUUCAACUAAUAAA
Molecule: messenger RNA, 759 nt
Organism: Humulus lupulus (European hop)
Lineage: Eukaryota; Viridiplantae; Streptophyta; Magnoliopsida; Rosales; Cannabaceae
Product: 16 kDa phloem protein 1-like
Exons: 5
Coding region: 93-554 (153 amino acids)
Source: RefSeq, a predicted model, not a curated record